Chilo suppressalis (striped riceborer) is the source of this 5838-nucleotide messenger RNA. The record is from the annotation of a GenBank genome assembly. Lineage: Eukaryota; Metazoa; Arthropoda; Insecta; Lepidoptera; Crambidae.
AUAUUAAACAUGUGACAGAAUUUUUGACCUGACUAGGUAGAUACGUAAAACCAACAGAAGUCGGUAUUUAAAUAUUUACUCAUAUUGCAUUUGAAUCUAUGAAGUUAUUAUUAAAAUUUCAGACCGUUUGACGGUUUUCUGCUAAUCUUUUUAAGCCUUUUUCCCCGAUUCUUAAUGUCCGGAUGACCCCAUCUGUUAUUCGUUACCAUAUUACUUGAGACAUGAAAGAUUUCCGAUCGAUUCGCCAAUCAGAUCACCACGAGAUUUUGCCUACACGCGAAAAGUUGCCGUAACGCACUUAAGCAUGGUGCACAUUUCAAAAAUUUCAUAGAGAAAAUCGGAAAGAUCGUUGAAAUUAGUGAUGUUGAUGCAUGCGAUAAGGGACUUUAUCGAUAUGUCGUUAAAAUAGCUAGUCGCUCGGUGAUCCCUCGAGGCGUGGCCCGGAUUUAUCGCGGGCUGUUAGUAAAGCCGCGUAUUUAUAUUAAGUGGAGGAGCUGUCAGCGCCUACGCCGACGCUGGUUCUGGAUGGCUGCAUACAAUACAACACUGUUUUCAAGCUUCUAGAAAAUUUUGUUGCUGGCACUGAUUUUAUCAGAGAGAUAGCCCAUGAUGUAUUUGCGUUGAGCGCAUGUGAAAUUCGCUAUUUAACAAGAAAUAAGACAAUUAAUUACCAAAAUGUGGUACCCAAUCUGUAAAAGCUAAUAAUCUCAAUGUUUUGCAAAACAGCUAUAAAUAUUGAAACAAAACUUUUAUAUUAAAAUUUUGUAAAAAGUAAGACAUUGACUUAGCAAACAUGUAAUGCUAAUAUAUCUGGAACAUCACAAAUAUUUAAUUUUUGUGGUAAUAAAAUACCCUACGACGUUAUCUUCAAUAGCUUGAGUAAAAAAUAUCAUUCAUGAGGAUAUAAAGAAAAAACUUAAAAAAACUAUUAAACACAUGACAUAACAGACUAAUAGAGAAAUGAUUGAUGAAUAUUUGGUUGCAGCAAUUUAUCUGAUUUAUAAACUAAUUUUAAAGAAUCGUGACUCUGUCCCCUAGUACGAAAAUACCCGCCGUUGAUUUAGAUAUAAUAAAAACGCUGAAAUUGAGCCAAUUCUCAUUAUUAUGUGAGUACGUAUCACGUUCUGAGUUUUAACAAAAGCGACAAAAGCAAUAUCAAUAAGUUCGCAAUGCAACCAGCAAAUCCCUUGUUUGUGGAGAAAAUUAACAGUUAUGUGCAUCUUAAACAAAGCAUUCGGAGGUGACAGCAAAGUGGCAUUUACAUCUCAAUAAAUUUUUAAGUCGCACGUCAGAUGAAAUACCGGAGAGAAAUCCACGAAGCGAAUAACGAACGCGGAAAAUGACAAUAUCUACCCGGUUUAUUCGUGUAAAAGGCCGCAGCGACACUUAGCUCUUUCGGCUAGAUCGUCCAACUAAUAAUACGCCCGCACGUGAAAUGUUUUGGCUGGUGCUUUUUGUUCGCCGCAGUUAUUUCAGUUUUCCAGUAGGAUUUUAUACAAGACCUGCUCUGCCCGCUUGUACGGCGCAGCGGUCUCUGCUCUGAAACACCGGUGUAAAUCUCGAGCUGUGCUUCUCGCUGCGAUGGAUGCACCCAGGGGGAUUGAAGAACGUCUGGAUGAGCUAUUUUGAAAAAUUUACGGAUGUGAUACUGAUAAGUGUUGGGGGCUCUUAGUGUUAGUGAGUGAGUGAUAUUUACAGUGUAGUGUUUGUUGAAUAAGUUAACAAUGACGGAGUUUUUUGGAUCAUGGAAUGGAGAGGACGGGGAUGGGGGUGGGGAAGAAGUGGAGACGGUGGAGGAAACCGUGGAGACUAUCACCACAACGAAGAAGACUCGGCCUUUCGUGAAGUCGUCAACUACAAAAACGACGACGAUGACAACACCAGCUAAGCUGUACGGUCGAGACAUCUCGCAGUACGAUGAGGUUGACGUGGACGAGCUGCUUUCGAAGCUCACACAAGAGGAACUCAACAUGUUAGCAAAGGAUGUUGAUCCAGAUGACAAUUGUUUACCCCCUUCCCUACGCAACAAUUACGCGUGUGAGAAGGACCCAACCGGACCACUCAACCGAAAGAAGCUAAUAGAACACAUCAACAAACAGGCCCUGGAAACCCCCGACCGACCCGAGGUGAAACCUUAUGUAGCAGGGGUUAUACGUGGCAAAAAGUGGAUCCCCCCUCCGCCCCCGGAGAAGAUGCGUGACGCUGAGGAACAGAUCAGCAUCGACCUCGGCGACGAGUACGAGCAGGCGCUGACCGCCGCCUCGCAGGAGGAGAUCAUAGACUUGGCAGCCAUCCUUGGGUUCCACUCGAUGAUGAACCAGGAACAGUACCACGCGUCCCUCCUCAACAAGGGACAGCCGGUGGGGCUCGGCUGGGACGGCAUCACCAAGGCGACCAAGCCCAAGAUUUACCCAAUGGACCCCCCCAACGACACGGAUCCCGACGACACGGUUAAAAGAGUAAGGGAGAAUGACCAGAAACUCACUGAUCUCAAUUGGAACAAUAUUAAGAACAUAAGCGACGAAAAGUUCGAGAAGCUAUUCGAAGGCCUGAAGACAAACACCCACCUGGAAGUAUUAACUCUCGUCAACGUCGGCCUCAAUGACCGCAUGGCCGGUCUAUUGGCCGACGCGCUGCAAGCCAAUACCGCCCUUAGGGUGGUCAACGUAGAGACCAAUUUCAUAUCGCCACAGGGGGUCGUGCAAUUGGUCAAAGCUCUUCUGACUACUAACACUGUGGAGGAGUUCCGCGCUUCCAAUCAGCGGUCGCAAGUGCUGGGUAACAAGAUCGAGAUGGAGAUCAGCUCGCUGGUGGAACAGAAUCCAACACUACUGCGUCUGGGGCUCCACCUCGAGUACAGCGACGCCCGUCACCGCGUCGCCUCGCAUCUGCAGCGCAACAUCGACAGGAUACGGAAAGACCUUACGCUCCGACUCCAGUUCAGAUUCUUUAACAACCUGCAAAAGGGGGCGCGUAGCCAAUAGUCAAAGAUCGAAUAAGUACGCCAGCAGCGACGGAGCCAGAACAACGCUUAGAGCCGUGAACUAGUACGUGUGGCGGACGCUUGCGCCGUCUCACGCAGUUCACGCGCAGCCGCAGCUACGUGGUCGGCUGGAUCCCGUAGGCGCGCCGCACCCGCUUUGUGAUACUGUAAUGUGCUUCUUAGAUUAUAUCCUUCAAUUCUCACUACUCAACUCGCCCCAUAAGGGAACGCAGAACGCCUUAAAUCGAUGUGCUAUCGCUGAAUUAUAAGUUUAAAGUUAUUCGAUAUUUCCACAAAAAUAACAAAUAAUUUUGAUGUUUUUAAAAAAAAUGUAAUUUGCAAACUUAUUUUCCUUAAGUGUACUAUUAAAGACCCCUUUUCAUACAUAUAUUAGAAAAUACAUUGUACUCAUGUGUAGAUGUGAUUUGAUGUUCGAUUUGUAUCAUCUGCAUAUAACUGAAGAUAUUGUUUUAUGAACGAAAUACACUCGUUGAUGUGUGGAACCGCAGAAAUUUAAUAUUUAGGUAACUAACUAAAAGAACUAAUCGUUAGACCUCGAGCCUAAUUGAGGGAGGAAUCUUUACAGACAGUCCACACUGAGGAUGAGCAAUUACCGCCCUGAAAUAUGUAGUAUUUUUUUCUGUACUUUCACAGCGAGAUGUUAUUCAUAACUAGAUAUAAUGUAACGACAUAAGUGCAUUGUGUUUUUACCUUAAAUUUUCGACAAUUUGCUCUGUUACACUUUAUACAAGUACUAAUUUUAAUAACAUAAUUUAGGUGACGAAUCUUGGCCAUGUCAUAUUAAGAAUAAAAUUGCUUACUGCGCAACCAAACAAACUUCAACGCUUGUACUCUGAAACUUGAUUUCGUCUAUCGUGAUCGUCAUCAUUGUCCAUCCUACUCUAACUUGUGUAAUUUCUUAUGCUCUAGAGUAGGACACGACACAACGACGUUCUCGAUACAUCGAUUAUCGAUUUUAAAAGUACAGCCCCAUGCGGGCAAAGAUUUGUCAGCCGAAUUUUAUUUUAAUAUAAGGUUUCAAAUAAAUUUUCAAAGAAAUAAUAAUUUAAAAUUUAAGACACUGUUAAUGGUGUCGAUUCUGGCAUGAUUCUCUAAACCUAAAACUAAAUUUAAGAUCAUUCUCUCCUUUUCAUUCUGUCUAGAGUAUGACAAAUAUACUCCGUUGUCAAAUUUAAGUUUUUAUAUUACUUUGUACAAAAAUGUCAAUGCAAAUAAUGGCGAAUACUUGGCGGCCUUUGAAUGGAUGUAACUAUUAAUAUUACACUAUCACAAACAAUCAAGGCACGGAUCAUUUUGAAUGUAUCUUGUGAGAGCAAAAGCCAAGAAUUGUGAUUUAAUUCUUUGUUAUUGAAACCAAUAAAAAAAUACUUGCAUGACAAUGGCAGGACCAUUAUUAGUGCAUUUUUAUAUUAUUUUUCCAUUUGUAAAAUAUAUACCUACCUACACUUUUUGAAAAAUAUUUUUUGUUUAUUACCUUGCUUUUCGAACAUGGCUAUGAUUAAAUAAACCAUCGCAUUUUUGUUUACUUAUUUAAAGCGUUAAAUACAGUUCUUGUCACAGUAUGAAUGGGAGACAACCCAAAUUGUAUGAGUGAUGAUAUCUUCACAGAAUGAUACUGCGCCGCGGGUUCAAUUCCCGUGUCCGAACGAAAUGUCCGUUCAUUACGCGACCAUUUGUUCUGGGUGUGGGAGUUUAUGGUACCGUCGUUGUCACUGAUUUCAACUACGCCCUGUUACAUUUUGGGAUCAGUACAAUGUAUGUGAUGAUGUCUGGUAUUGAUAUUAUUGAUUAAAAUUAAUAAUAAUUCUAGUGUGCUAAUGAACUCGUAUUAAUUUUACUUUUAAUAAAUUGUAAUAUAUUUAAAUGUGAACAUUCCAUUAAUGCAAAACAUACUUCUCUUGUUUUGGCACUUUUUUUUUUAAAUAACAAUUUAGUGGAAAACGUACUGACUAACGUAAGAUUUAUGCUGAGUAUUAUUUAAGAACUUUCGAUAACAUAGUCAUAGAAAUUUGACAUUAUAUAUAUAAAAUAUACAUAAAAUUAACAGGAUUUCUGUGACAGUUUGUUUUGGUAUUAUCAGUAAAUAUUGAGUUUCAUUUAAUGAAGGUAUGACUUCAACUCGAAUAGAGAAGUUAUGUUCUGCGUCAAUGGACAGUUAUGUUAACUUUAUUUUUUCAACAAAGCACUAGGUUUGCAGGCGGCGUAUUGAACUCUGAAAUUAACUUAUAGUUAUUAAGACCAAACUUAUUUUUUAAUGAAUUAAAUUAAUUUAUUACUGUCACCGUACUUUGAACUUUUUAUACAAAGCUUUCGCUUUCUUUAAAGUGAAUAACUGUCGUGUAGCAGGUCAAACAAGUUAUAAUGGAAUCGUUGUUUGAUUACUUUAGGAUAGCACUGCCACGAGGUUAUUCACGCUAAAAAUAUUUUAUACUGGCAAUAUCUAAUUGCUCUUUCACCAUCUUUCAGGCGUGUUGCCAGAAAUUAUUAAAAGCAUAAGCUUACACUUUAACCUUUUGCUUUCUUGAAAUAAAAAAAAUAUGCUUAUCUUUAAUGUAACUUUAUGUAUAUUUGAUAGUGAAUCUACUGGGAGAAGUAAGUGUCCAUAACAUUGUGAUAAAACAUUACGUUUUUCCAUUUAAAAAAUACUGCUUCGAUUUUUCGUCUGUAGUUUCAAUAAGAGAGAUUAUUUGUAUAUGAUUUUAGAUUCUUUUUUAUUGUAAUAUUUUAUCGUGACAAUUAUUAUGGAAUAUAAAAAUUAAUAUAAAUUUAGGUUUACUGUAAUAUUAAUAAUACACAGAUUUAUUUAUGUUGAUAUUAGAAUACACAACGAAAAC